This is a messenger RNA of Symbiodinium sp. CCMP2592, 5997 nucleotides long. Lineage: Eukaryota; Dinophyceae; Suessiales; Symbiodiniaceae. The record is from the annotation of a GenBank genome assembly.
AUGGCUGGACAGAAAGGCUCUAUCGGAGACUGCCGGCGCGAGGGUUGGUUUCUCCCCUCCGGGAAACCUGAAGUUGCCACGGCAACGAACUUAGGAGGGAACCAGGAAGCCUCAGCACUGACCUCGGGGGUCAAAUUUUCUCGUAUUCGCAAGAGGUCGUAUAAACGAGCAUUGCGACGUGCACAGCUGCAUGGAACAACUAUGUACAGGGGCAGGCGCUUGAUUUCGGAUGGGCCGAUACUUCCGGUUCAGCCUGAUGAGGCGAGCGUAAAACCUAGAAUUCGUUUUGUGUCAUGGAACGUGGGAGGAUUAUCAGACAUUCUGUUCACCGAGCUGAAGCAAUGGCUACAACAGGAGGGGCAGAAAGACAUUAGCAUCAUCAUUUUGCAAGAAACACACUGGGAUACCACAAUGGACUGGAGCACAUCAGAGUGGCACUUUUGUCAUUCAGCUACGGGACGCAAGGGCAGCGGGGGCAUUCUUGUGGGGAUCAGGGCUCAUCUCUCGGAUUCCUCAAGCAUAAGAUGGCAGGAAGCUGAGCCAGGGCGGAUCCUUCAGGUCCGGUGCUUUCUGGAAAAGCAACAGAUUGAUGUAGUGGGGGUGUAUCAGCAUGCCUAUCUGCAAAAAGCGGGACAGACUGAGAGUGUGUUUACGCACAGACGCAGACUACUGAACAAACUGGAUGCUUUGCUUGCCUCGCUACCAGCGCGGUCGCACAUUGUACUGGCUGGUGACUUCAACACGGCGGUGGUUCGGGAACCGAAGGUCAGCGGAUUUGGAUUGCUACAUAAGGAGCUUGGGGAUAAAGAGGCUGAGGAUCAACAGCAGCUGCUUCAGGUUCUGAAGCGGCAUCGCCUGUCUACUCUUAACACGUGGGGCAAGAAGUCUCAGGCAGCCACAUAUGUCCAUGCCAAAGGGGAGAGUCAGAUAGACUUUGUCUGCGUACGGCAGUCUGUUGCUGAUGGACAGGCGAAACUGACCAGACCGAUUAAAACCACAAUGGCUGGAUGGCGCACAACAGGUCACCUUCCACUUGUGGGCACGGUGCCCUUCAAGUGGACGCCAUGGACUCUGAAGCCAAGGCGAAGCGAACCUACACGUGGAGUCUCAACUCAAAAGCUGCUGUCUAUUCAACAGAGCGACGCUCCACCGAAGAUCAGCGAACUUAGGGAUGCGGUUCAACUGGCUGGAGGACAACGUCCUGAGGUCCCUGUUCGGCCUGAGCCAACAUCGGUUGAGGUCGAUGUGGCAGCAUGCUGGCGGCUGCGACGCAAGCUCAAUGUGCAAGCAUCGCUACUUGGCUAUGGAUUUGUGUUUGUUUUCAGGUACUUUAAAACGAAACUGCAGUAUCUGAAAGCACAUAGACUCCUCAAGAAAGCUCUGCGAGCGCGUAAGCGGCGGAGAACUCUGGAGCUGCUAUGUCAAGCGGAAGAUGCAGCGCAACGCAAUGAUGUACGCGGAGUUUAUGGCGUGGUCAGGCUACUUUGUCCAUCUAGGCACUCACAAAAAAUCCGUCUUCGUGAUGCUAAAGGCAAUCUCAUGAAUGGUGAGUCGGAGUGCAAAGUGUUGGCCAAGUAUGCGGCGGCGCUCUUUGGGGCGGCCUCCACUGAGCCUUUCCAGUUACAACGUAUUCCUUAUGAGGUUCUUUCUCUUGAUAAGUGGAGCUCUGCGUGGAGGAAGCUGAAGGCUGAAAAGGCUGCGCCCAAUCAGACGCCACCUCUCAGGAAUUGGAAGCAACAUGGUGAGCUCAUCGUGCCGCAGGUGCACCGGAUUGCGUGUCAGAUGCUCUGUUGUGAUAACCCCAGCAUACCGGAGGAUUGGACGGUAGUGCAGCUGGCAUGGCUGGCUAAACCCAAGAAGUGCCCCUGUAAGCCGGAAAACCUCAGAUCAGUUGGGUUGAUGGCUGGUGAUACCAAAAUGUUCAUGAUGGUACUGAAGGAGGCGAUGCAGGCCGAGCUCAUGCAGGGAUUAUGGGACAUUCCUCAAUUUGCCUACAGACCCCAGUCUAGCACCAUUGAUGCUCUUCUACGCGGCAGUGAACACAAGUGUCUCCGUCAAGCUGCCACUGGAGCCUUGCCCGAGUUGUGUGGAGGGGUGAUGAUAAGUCUGGAUUUGAGCAAGGCUUUUGACUACCUGCCUUUCCAUGAGAUGUAUGCCGGAUUGCGCUCCAUAAACGUGCCAGACAAUCUUGCAAGACUUAUUGUAGAGGUGCAUAGGCAGUCUCGAUGCGUAGUGAGACACGGGGGCACAGAGAUCAGUGUGACCAUGAAGCGUGGACUCCGCCAAGGGUGUCCGCUCGCGCCAAGCGUGUACUCAUCAUGGACUAUCUUGCUGUGCAGGACGCUGGGUAUUAGCUGGUGCAAUGAACAUACAAGUUUCUUUGCGGAUGAUGUUCAUGGGCACUGGGAGAUAAGUACGGUGGCUGAGUUCAUGGAGGCGAGAAAGCACAUCUUGCGCAUAGUGGAGCUGCUACAUCGAGCUGGCAUGAGCAUCAACUUUGAUAAGUCUGUUGCAGUACUCACACUUCGGGGAAGGGAAGCCAAAAGCUUGAAGAGCCGCUAUCUCAAGUGGCAGGGCAAUAAACAGGUGCUCUGGAUUGGCACCGACCCGAACACUGGCCGUGAUGUGUACCUACCUGUACAGGAUCAGAUGGAAUACCUGGGGGCGGUGCUCUCUUAUGGGUCCAUGGAGGCUCAGACGGUGCAAGUCAGGGCAGCCAAAGCCUGGGCAAAUUUCGCCAAACUCAGGCCAAUGCUUCGUACGGCCUCCGACUUCAGUCUGAAGCAGAGGCUGAGAAUGUUCAGAGCAUGUGUGGUUACGGCCCUGCUCUAUGGGAUUGUCGGGGUUGGGGUUAGUUCGGCUAGCCUUCGCACAGUUGUCUCGACUCUUGCCCGGAUGUUGCGAAAGCUCCUACGCGUAUAUCAGCAUGGAGUCACCAAUGAAGAGGUCCUUCAUCGUGCAGAGAUACAGCCGAGCGACAUUCUGCGCAAUAUGAUCGCGGCCAAGGCGCGGACUUUGGAGCAGAGCACAAUGCAAUCUCCGACAUUGUCUCAGCGAGCAACAGCUAGAUUGCAAGAUGUGCUACAGGAACUUGAUCGAAUCUCUUCAUUGCAAAGCUCUGGACUUGUCGAGGUGGCACAUUACACGGCGAGCCAUGCCGAGAUCCACCUGCACUGCAGGCUAAAGCUGGCGGCGGCGGAGGGCAUGAGCAUUGAUGCACUGAUGGAGCAAGUUAAAGCCGAUGAGGUCACAUCGCCACCGGUACCGCCGACGGCCACUGUGCAGCAGGCGCAUACUCCGGGUGACAUUGAGCGGGAACUCCUGGAAUGUGGUGAUAAGGAUCUUCCUCAUCAUUCUGCGCUCAUUCGGCAAUACGACAAGAAAUGCAUCUUGUGCUCGCAACAGGUGAAGGCGACUGGAAGCAUCAAGAAGCACUGGCAAACCACGCAUGGCGAGGCAUGGAAGUUGGUGCAAAGCGAUGCGGAGUCUGCAGCACGUAGCCUGAAAGCCACGUUCAGGAGACCGUGUCAGCACUGCGGGAGUAUGGCCAAGUACGGGUCCUCGGAUUCUAACAAUCAUGCUACGCGGUGCUCUCCGUUCUUCCAGGUUCUGGCUGCACGAUGUCUAUGGCGCAGGAACAUACUUGGAGUGCAUCUUCAUGGCACCAGAGGUCCGGCACUCAAGCAGCACGAGAAGGAGCGGCAAUAUCGUGUUCUAGAGAGGACGGGCAUCCAUGCGCAGCUAUGUUCUGCGGUACCACAGAGUGGAGACGAGGAGGCCACCCGGGAGAUUGCGCGCAGCGGAGCGUCCAGUACUGAAAUGGUGGUACAGAGCUCUCCUGCACAGGUGACGGAAGGUGCAGUGGUGCCGUCUGCUGGCUCCAGUGCGGUUGCUCAGCCUCACACUGUUGCUACCAUUCGACUUCGCAAUCCUCAUCAGCUCUGUUAUGUGAACGCGAGUAUUCUCGCUAUGCUGCAUGCACAUGGGUAUCUGACUAUGCCGAGGUUGCUUGAGCAGGUGUAUUCGGUCAUACGUCAAGUUCGGAGUGGUGAACUUACUCUUUCAGCGCACUUUGGGCUUCGACAUGUAUUUCAGGGGUGGCCCUUGGAUCCGAGGCAAAGGGAUGCAGCUGAAUUCACGGAUUUCCUGCUCCGCAAGGCGGGGUACGCGUAUGUGGCGUGGGAGGCGAGAAUCAAUGUGCGGGGAGUACGACAAGUGACGGACUCUGGAUCAGGUAUCAUUUUUCUGGACUUACCGAACGGAGCGACGGAUAUCCAGGAGCUUAUGAGUGCAUGGUCGGGGCUGGCGCAAACCCAUGCGCUGAUCUGGGCACAGGAGACGGUGAUUGUGCAGCUCGGCAGGUUCCCCCAACGAGGCAAAUCGAGAGCGCAGGCGUUCUACAUUAUGGACCGUCGCCACAUGCAGGACACUAUCGCUCGAUCCUCAGAGACGGUUGCAGCUGGCUCAUUACUGACGAUGGAGUGGCGGCGGUGGCUUGCGAACCGGGCGGAGGCACUGGACAAGGAUCGGGCGCCCAAGUUUAGUCGACCUGAGGGCAAGAGGGAGAGGGCAAAGAUCCGGCGCCUGCUUCUGGCACCAAUGCGGCUGACACUGAUGCGCCACCAGCGGGCGAUCAGAGCAAAGGCGGCGACUCAGACCUCCUCAAAUGGGGAGGCGGAGGUGGCACAAGCUCGGGCCAAGGCUUCGGAAACCGCGGCGGAAGAUCCAGACAUCAGGGAGGCGGCAAUGGAGGGGGCAAUGGCAAUGGGGGACGACGUCCGUGGGGAUGCGGUGAACCUGUGGCGAGCGGAGAGUUCCUUUGUGCUCUUUGUACGAGCUGGGAUUCCUGGCUCUCUGGUGCCUGCGCUAUUUGCUGCCAAAUCCGAAUGGCAAAAGUUGCGUGAGACAAACCCGGAACAGGUGAAGCGCCCGCUCCGCUCCGUGCUGUUCAGUUGCCUGGUGAAAGAGAUGCACGACCGGCUGCAGACUCUCAAGGAGGAUGAGCAGAGAAGAGCCAGCAUGAUCAAGUUGGGCUGGCUGAAGGAGAACUCCUUCCAGAAGCUGCGUUGGGAUGCCAAGCUCAAGAAGAGGGUGGUUGAUGAAGAGGGGCCCACGUUGUUGUACGAUGAUGCGAUGGCCAUUCUUCAAGAAAUGAUGACCAAGUGCAGCACGGUGGAGGCACUCCUGAGAUUUCGCCCGACCAGGCCGAUCACGGAUCAGAUGCCGGAAGGAACCGUGGCAUUCCUGUUGCAGUUUUCGCUGCAGAACGAAAGGGGACUGCAGAUGUAUGCGGACAUGAGUCAGCUAUGCCAAUGCGGUGUGCUUGGCACUGUCGGUGCGACAUCUGUGCGUGGUUUUGAUGCUCGGUUAUGUUUGGGCGAGUAUUACAUGCAGCUGCCGAUUCAUUGCUUGAUGCUCAGUCUCGAACAUGCUGAUGUGAGAUACUUCUUGAGCAGUGUAUCCUGGAGUGCAGAGCGCCGAGCCCUUUUCGUGACGGUCUUCCAGCUGGCUACCUCAGAGUGCAGUUGUGCUAGUUCCUGGGCGGGACUGCACCGAUACUUUGGGUUGACGCAGAAGGAUAGAUUGCCGGAAGCGAAGCCAGGGACGAUCGCGCAGGAGCCGGAUGAUGAUGUGGUGAUGGCCAUUUCAUCGGAAUCGGAGUGCGAGGUCCUACAACCGAACAAAAUUCAAAGAUGUAUUGGGCCUCCAUGUGUUCUGACUUCUGUUUAUGCGGCGGAUGGCAUGCUUUUACGCGAGUGUCUGCAGAAUCAGCAGUACCUUGUGCCGUCAAUUCCAGUCGACCUUUCUCCUGAUGCUCAUGGGGCGGAGGUGCUUGCAGCCCAGUGUUUGCGCGCUGGGAAGGUGCCCUGGAAGGUGUUAGCCGACAUCAUGGAUGCUUUACCUGGUGAUGGCAAGCUACGGUGGGAUCAGCAGGAUCAGGGAGUGAUGCCGGCCAAGUCCUUUAUGACUGGGGCCUAUGCCAGAGGCCCAUACUAA